Messenger RNA from Eurytemora carolleeae, 3105 nucleotides. Its product is annotated as cGMP-dependent protein kinase, isozyme 1. Gene Ontology annotation, biological process: protein phosphorylation. Lineage: Eukaryota; Metazoa; Arthropoda; Copepoda; Calanoida; Temoridae. The transcript has 21 exons. The coding region runs from base 127 to 2106 and encodes 659 amino acids. Gene Ontology annotation, molecular function: cGMP-dependent protein kinase activity; ATP binding. The record is from RefSeq and is a predicted model, not a curated record.
GAGAACGCUGCUCUGGAGGCCGAGGUUCGAACCCUCCAACGGAGGCUGUCUCGGAGGGAUCAUGAGAUAAAUAAACAGGAAAGAGAACUUCAUAAACUCAGGAGUGUGCUACAGCAGGCUUCUCAGAUGAUGGCUCGAGGAGAAGAUCAUUUAUUGAAUACUAUACAGGAUUCUCACAGUAUGGCCGGUCAGAUCGUGUUCAAUAAGAAGCAGGGAGUAUCAGGGGAGAGUAAUAUUAGCACUGCUACAGCACAGAAACAUAGCAAGGACUUCAGAUCGAAGACCCUGAUCAAAGAGGCGAUCAUGGAAAAUGAUUUUCUUAAAAACCUCUCCUCGGCUCAGGUUCGAGAAAUUGUUGAUGUCAUGGAAGAGAAAAGGGUUCAUAAAGGAAGCUUUGUCAUCAGAGAAGGUGAAACUGGUUCUCACCUUUACGUUGCUGCUGACGGAGAAUUUGAAGUUAUCAAGGAUGGAAAAGUGCUGGGUAGACUCGGCGGAGGGAAGGCAUUUGGUGAACUUGCGAUACUGUACAACUGUAAACGUACUGCAUCCAUUAAGGUGAAGUUUCUCCGAAGUGUCCCCCUCCUGUCCAAUCUACCAAUGGAUCUGUUUACAAGGAUGUCGGAUGUUCUUGAAAUAGAAAUAUUCAAGUUAGGAGAAUAUAUACUCCGCGAGGGUACUGCUGGAGACAGUUUCUACAUAAUCUCUGAAGGAGAUGUCAGGGUUACACAGAACAUUGAUAAUGAGGAGAAAAAUAUUAGAGUUCUGUCCAGAGGAGAAUAUUUUGGAGAACAGGCAUUGCUGAAUACACACAUAAGGACAGCAAAUGUUAUCGCAGCGUCCGCCACUGUUGAGUGUCUCACACUGGAUCGAGAGUCAUUCUUCCAAUUUGUUGGAGACCUGACAGAACUAAAGGAGAAGGAGUACUGUGCUCCGACAAAACAUGAACUUAGUACAGUACCAUCAGAGGAGACUCUGGACAUUGAUCUUGAGGAUCUUGAGGUUAUUGCAACCCUAGGAGUUGGAGGGUUUGGGAGGGUAGAACUAGUACAGCCCCGUGAUAAACCAAACUCUUCCUAUGCUCUCAAAUGUUUAAGAAAACAUCACAUUGUGGAGACACAACAGCAGGAAUGCAGAACAAAGGAUUAUUUAAAUCCUCCUGGAUAUUCAGUGGUGAUUGUAUCCUGCAGAGAUAACUUAAAAGAAGGGAUUAAGCACUCAUUUCUCAUAAAAGUUAAUAAGUGGACAGGGUCAACUUUUAACCAGCUGUACAGUACAAUUACCGACGGGACGGUACGUCAAAUGAAUUUAAGUUUAUAUGGCGUUGAAGAUUAUGGUCAUUUUACAAACAUUUUUAAUUUUAGAUUGUAUAAAACGUACAGGGAUGAGAAGUAUAUAUAUAUGCUGAUGGAGGCCAGUCUUGGAGGAGAACUCUGGACUAUUCUUCGAGAUAGAGGUUGGUUUGAUGAUAGUACAACAAGGUUCUAUAUGGGUUGUGUGGUCAGCGCUCUAGAUUAUCUUCAUAGCAGAGGAAUAAUUUACAGAGACUUGAAACCAGAAAAUCUACUGCUAGAUUGCGAGGGGUAUGUGAAAAUGGUAGAUUUCGGGUUCUCCAAGUUUCUAAUCCCUGGUGAGAAAACCUGGACCUUCUGUGGAACCCCUGAGUAUGUUGCCCCUGAGAUAAUAUUGAACAAGGGGCAUGACAGGGCUGUGGAUUUCUGGUCCCUGGGUAUCCUUAUGUACGAACUACUAACGGGAACACCUCCGUUUACAGCCUCCGAUCCCAUGAAGGUCUACAAUAUUAUCCUCAGAGGAUUUGAUCAACUAGACUUUCCUCGGCAUAUAACAAGGGUGGCUGUAACGAUCAUGAAGAAAUUUUGCCGUGACAACCCAGUAGAACGACUUGGUUAUCAGAAAGACGGGGUCAUGGACAUCAAAAAGAAUCGUUGGUUUCAGGGUUUCGAUUGGGAUGGGCUGUCGACACGAACAUUGUCGCCCCCGAUCCUACCGACAGUCCACUCGAAGACCGACACAUCAAACUUCGACAAGUUUCCUCGUGACGCUGCUGUGCCGAAGGAUGAAAACUCUGGUUGGGAUCUCAACUUUUAAUCAUUCUUUAUUAAAUUUUAUUUUUAUGCUUCUUGUACUGGGUUCUUAGAAAGUAUUUUUGUUAUUUAUGAAUUAUAUUUAAAAUUAUAUUAGGGAGCAGGGUGUAUUCCAACUUUUUAGGAAACACCUUUUUUAAAAUGUUAUAUUUUUUUCGGCCACCAAAACCAAAUUUUCUUAAAGAAUGAAACCUCAGAGACCAUUUUAUUCUUAAACAAUUAUGGCUCAUUGCAGCAACAAAAUAAAUUUUAAAAGACUAUUUAUAAAGUUUUUUUGUUUAAUGCAAACAAAAUCAGUUUUGCUCAUCUUCAAAGUUUCAUCGAUUUUGGGUAACUCGUUACAUACUUUACUGUAAUUGUGAAUCAUAUUGUUAUUGCUAAACCAAUUUUGUCUAGAAAACAUCCAAAUUGCUGUUCUUAGACUAACCUUAGACUCAACACAAAUAAACUAAAUUUUUUGUUCUGAUUUCAGAAGCACAUAGAUGGUUAAUGCUCAAAUUAGAUUUUUAGAACAAAAUACUGGUUGACGUUGAAUUACGUAGAGUAUAAAUAAAAACUGGGUAUGUAUUACACGAACUAAGAAGAGUUUGUCUAUAGUUAGUCUGUGAUGUUGCUGCUUUAUUUAAAGUGUAUGAGCUCAAACCAAACUUUGUAAAAAAAAAUUUGAUCUCAAUUUUGAAUUAUGAAAUCAAAAAUUAAUCUGGGUAUUAUUAUUAUGUGUAUUAAAGUAUAUGAACAUUAACAAUGAACAUGGGAUUUGAGUAAUGACAUAUAUGGUAUUUGUUCCACAAGACUAUUAUAGAUAUAAAAUGGUAUACCUGUCUUUGAAAAGCUCAUAAGACGUACAAUCAGUUUUUUAAACAUUGUCUAUUAUCUACGGAAAUCAUAGAAUAUAUUUAAAUGUCUUUUAAUUAAUUUUAUUGUAAACUUGUAAAUGUAAAUUGUAUAUGUAAUUUUAUUGUAACUAGUAUGUGUAAAUUCAGUAAAUCACCCUUCUUAUUUG